UUGCCCAUUCAUGUCAAUGCGCCAGAGCUCUACAAAGCCUCGGCGACAUUACUGCACAUCAGGAUUUAAUUUAAUCUGUCUCGAGCGUUGCGUGAGAGAUUUUUACACUCUUUGGGUUUUGAUUAAUUAAUCUGUGUCAACAGCUGUAAAAACAGGGCGUCUAAAGUCAAACGUCCACCUUUCAUGUUCAAGCUCAGGAGGUGUUAUAACAGAUGCUGGGGCUGUGGAGAGCGAUGUCAGCGCACACAUGACGGACAGCAUGGACAGAUAACCAGAGGGAGCUCAGCCAAGUUCCCACCCAUCUGAGACUCAGCAUCUCCAUAAGAGAGCACCAAUGCGUCCACCCCCCGAAAAAUAAUGAACGCAAUUCAUCGACUUCACUAAGGAAUUAGUCUUUAGACCUUUAUUUUUAAGAAUUUCCAGUAACAUUCAAGUGUAGCGUGUUAUUCAUACGCCUGCGCAGUUCAGCAAGGAUAUCACAGACGGGCAGAUGUGUAACAGAGCCGAGAUUCAUUUUGAUGAAAGAAAAAAACAACAGAAUUGCCAUGUAUUGAGGGUUUUACGUGGGAAGACGUGGCGUGCAUCUGGGAAGAAACAUUAGCAACCAAAGAAUCCUGAUCAUCUUGCAGAGCUGCUUUACGUAGAAGCAUUAUUUCAUCGCCGACAUCCCAUUUUCAGCACCUUGGACAACGACGAGCACGCUUCACAGUGCGAGGGAGAAAAGGAUUCCGUAUCUAAAGACCCUGUGAUAAUCAAGGCAACAUGGGAACUGUGCUCUCAGUGUCCCCAAGCUACCGAAAGGCAGGGCUGUUUGAUGAAAUACCACCCCCACUGGCACAUUAUACAGCUGUGCAGAACAGUAAAAACGCAAAGGACAAGGGCCUGAAACGGCAGUCACUCAUCAAUGUACUGCCAUGGAAGCGUAUUGUGGCAGCUUCGGCCAAGAGAAAAGGUUCUAAGAAGCUGGCCUCUGGGGACAGUCAAGAUGAAGAGAGCGUGGGCACCCUUAACAGCCAAAAUCUGAAGAAGUCCCAGUCCUGUGCCAACCUCUCCGGCUUUGCCCAGGACCCGGCCGUGAGCUCCAUUCCCACAUCGAAAACCACCACCAAUGUGGCCUCCACUGCGAAGAGGACCUCCAUCACCGGAUCAGUGGGCCAAGCGACUAACGCGGGCACACCCAAAAGAGUAAUCGUGCAGGCUUCCACCAGCGAGCUCCUGAGGAGCCUGGGCGAGUUCCUGUGCCGGCGCUGCUACCGACUGAAGCGCCUCUCCCCAGCCGACCCUGUUCUGUGGCUACGCAGCGUGGACAGGUCCCUUCUGCUGCAGGGCUGGCAGGACCAGGGCUUCAUCACCCCGGCUAACGUGGUCUUCCUCUACAUGCUCUGCCGUGAGGUCAUUUCGGGCGAGGUGUCCAGUGAGCGUGAGCUUCAAGCUGAGCUGCUCACUUGCCUCUACCUGUCCUACUCCUACAUGGGAAACGAGAUUUCAUACCCGCUCAAGCCCUUCCUGGUGGAGACGGAUAAGGAUGCCUUCUGGAAUCGCAGUCUGGCGAUCAUCAACCGCAUGAGUACCAAAAUGCUCCAGCUUAACUCUGACCCGCACUACUUCACACAGGUUUUUGCUGACCUGAAAAAUGAAAGUCAAAAGGAGGAGGAGAGCAAGCUGCUUAUAGGCCUGGAUCGAUAAGUAAGGCACCUGUGCAUAAACAGAAAAAAAAAUGUGCAUAAAAAGUUUGUGCACAAAAUUUUAUUUUUAUUAGUAUUAAAAAAACUUCUGAUAGCUUUGAAGCUUAUUUGUAGCAAUGAAUGCCACUAGAUUGGCCAUUCUAAGGAAUAGUUCACCUACAAUUAAAUGUUUUUUAAUUUUUUACUCAUCUUUAGGCCAUCCAAGAUGAGACUGAGAUUUAUAGAAAUUGAGCAUUACAUCACUUGCUCACCAAUGGUUCCUCUGCUGUGAAUGGGUGCCGCUGGAAUGAGAGUCCAAACAGCUGAUAAAAACAUCAUAGUUAUCCAGAAGUAACCCACAAGACUCGAGUCCAUCAGUCAAUGUCUUGUGAAGUGAAAAGCUGCAUGUUUGUAAUAAAAAAAAAACUCACCGUUAAGACUUUAAUCUAAAAUACGAAUCUUCUAUCCAUAUAUUAUUGCUUUCUCCAGUGAUCAGAAGAGAAACCAGGAGAGAAAUGUGCACAGUUAAAGAACCAUUUACAUGUGAAAUGCCAUUCUAAACAAAGAUGUUGGUGGAUUUUGAUAUUAAUGGACAAUGGGGGAUAGACUUUUUCACCGGAGGAAGCUUUAUUAUGAAUUAUGGACUAACAUUUUAAAGUUAAAAUGCCUUAAUAAUAAAUUUGUA
Messenger RNA from Carassius auratus (goldfish), 2349 nucleotides. Its product is annotated as cyclin-dependent kinase 5 activator 1-like. The coding region runs from base 763 to 1686 and encodes 307 amino acids. The transcript has 2 exons. Gene Ontology annotation, molecular function: cyclin-dependent protein serine/threonine kinase activator activity; protein kinase binding. Gene Ontology annotation, biological process: axon guidance; brain development. The record is from RefSeq and is a predicted model, not a curated record. Gene Ontology annotation, cellular component: growth cone; cytoplasm; protein kinase 5 complex. Lineage: Eukaryota; Metazoa; Chordata; Actinopteri; Cypriniformes; Cyprinidae.